Molecule: messenger RNA, 1237 nt
Organism: Saprolegnia diclina VS20
Lineage: Eukaryota; Oomycota; Saprolegniomycetes; Saprolegniales; Saprolegniaceae
Exons: 3
Molecular function (GO): protein binding
Source: RefSeq, a predicted model, not a curated record
GUCUACUCGAUGGGUAUUCCUUCCGUGACGAUCCAGCUGCCGUCGACGGCCACGUCGUGGGCGAGCGAGAUCGGCCACGAUCUCAACAAGCUCGGUGCCACGCUCACCAAGGGAGUUCACGAAGUCUGCAGCAGCCUUCACGUGCACGACCUCGUCUCGUCCCUUCAAUCAGCGCUGACCUUCGACGUGGGCCGCAACGCUAACCGCGUCUUCCUUGCCGCCCGCACCAACAACAUUUCAGCGCUCACCAACGCGCUUGCCACGUCACCAGCCGAGCAAGCUACCUUGCUUGAGUACCGCGGAUCCAACGGCCGGACACCGCUGCUUGUCGCUGCGGCCAAAGAUCACGUGGCCUGUAUCGAGAUUUUGCUGCAGCACGGCGCCAACGUCAUGGCGACCGACGAUAGCGGCAACAACGCACUGCACUAUGCAUGCUUUCAAGGCGCGGUGAACGCCGCGCGCUUCCUCCUUUCGCCGGCUCUCGGUCUCUCGCCCUUCUCGCUCAACGCCCAUGGGUUGGCGCCCAUGGACAUGGUACGUGCGAGUCUCGCCCAACGCGAACAUGUGGCUGCAUCGGGCGCGAUCCAGCAGCUCUUGGCGUCGCACACGUGCCUCUUCAUGGGCUACAUCUACGAGAGCGUCGAGAACACCGCGUCGGCGGUCUCGGGGCUGCGCGCGCUGCGGUCCUGGACUCGGCGCUGGGCCAUCGUCUCGCAUGUCGGGUCGCCCACGUAUCUCGAAAUUGCAUUCUACAAUGUCUCUGCCAUGGACCCGUCGCGUCACCCCCCGAGCUCGAUCUUUAUGCUCAAUGCCACGGGUUCUGUGCAGCUGUCGACAUCCGACAAGUGGUUCAAUGACAAGCCGUUUGCGCUCCUCGUGCCCGGCGCACGUCUCAAGGGCCCGGGGAUCAUUGGCAGCGAAGAAAUGCUCGAGCUGGCGGCGCUUGAUGCACCCUCGUUCGCUGCGUGGUCGGCCUUUCUAACACAAGGCGCGACGGUACCAGCGGCCAUCGCCGUCCGAGACAACGCCAAACGUGUAGACACACCUACUGACACUACCUCAGUCGACAUCACACCCACUCUCGACCUUUCAAUCGCCCAAACGGAAGCUCCUAUCGCGCUGACAGAAGCUCCCGUCGUCCUAACGGAAGCUCCCGUGAUGGUGGAGGCAGCGACAGAGUCUGCACCGUCGGCACCGUCGGUCGAAGACGGUCGAUCGAUGGCCCACUGUAUUUUGU